This is a messenger RNA of Pteronotus mesoamericanus, 1681 nucleotides long. It is a transcript of the gene BSG, whose product is annotated as basigin (Ok blood group). The transcript has 8 exons. The coding region runs from base 156 to 962 and encodes 268 amino acids. Gene Ontology annotation, cellular component: axon; plasma membrane. Gene Ontology annotation, molecular function: cell-cell adhesion mediator activity. The record is from RefSeq and is a predicted model, not a curated record. NCBI's taxonomy places the organism in Eukaryota, Metazoa, Chordata, Mammalia, Chiroptera, Mormoopidae. Gene Ontology annotation, biological process: dendrite self-avoidance; homophilic cell-cell adhesion; axon guidance.
GUCAAGGCUUGUGCGUGCGUACGUGCGCUCUGACGCGUGCGCAGGCGGUGGCCGGCGGGCCAUGCGCGCCCCACCCUACGCGCGCGCGCUCCCGGCCCGCUUUCCGGGUUCUUACAGCGCUGCGGGCGUCGGUUUGCGGCGGCGGCGGUGGCGAGAUGGCGACGGCGCUAGUCGUGGUUCUAGGGCUCGCGCUGCUGGGCGCCGAGAGCGGCUCCGGGGCGGGGAGCGGGAUCUCAACUUCCGUAGCUGUUGACGGCUCCAAAACACGCCUUACCUGCACCUUGAAUAGCAGCGAUGUUGUGAUCACAGGCCACCGCUGGGAGAAGGGGGACAGAGUGCUGAAGGAAGACAAGGAGUCCAGUCCGAGGACGGAGUAUGAGGUGGACACCGAUGAGCGCACGGGACAAUACUUCUGCAUCUUCCUCCCGGAGUCUGUAGGCAGGACCAGUGUGAACGUGAGAGGGCCCCCCAAGGUCAAGGCUGUGAAGAAGUCAGAGCACGCCACCGAGGGGGAGACGGUUGUGCUCGCCUGCAAGUCUGAGUCCUUCCCUCCGGUGACCGACUGGGUGUGGUACAAGAUGAGUGAAGCUGGGGACCAGGUCCUCACCAACAACUCCCAGAACAAGUUUGUGGUGUCCUCGGAGACCAAGACAGAGCUGCACAUGCAUAACCUACACCUGGAGACCGACCCCGGCCUGUAUGCCUGCAAUGGCACCAGCGAGGAGGGCACUGACCAGGCCAUCAUCACACUGCGUGUGCGGGACCGCCUUGCCGCCCUCUGGCCCUUCCUGGGCAUCGUGGCCGAGGUGCUCGUGCUGGUCACCAUCAUCUUCAUCUAUGAGAAGCGACGGAAGUCGGAUGAGGUCCUGGACGAUGAGGACACAGGCUCUGCUCCACUGAAGAGCAGCGGGCACCAUCUGAAUGACAAAGGCAAGAAUGUCCGCCAGAGGAAUGCCAACUGAGUGGCGAGGAGUCAGCACAGGCCCGAGUUGCUGUCCGGAGGAGCCCAGUGUUCCAGGUGUUCACACCAUUCCAAGUCUUCCCCUCUUAAAGGAACCUGCCCUUGCAAAGUAGACCACACUGUGGAUUCAAAUCACAUGUUCUAUUUUUUAAAACAGCUGCACUAGGGUUUUCUCUGUAGAAUUCCAUUCCUUAGGGUUGUUCCCCACCCCCCCUUUCUAAGAGCACUCCACGGGAGCCGUGAGGUUCUCCAGGAGGCCCCUUCUGCCCAUCCCCUCCCUAUGCCCCCAGCCCGUACCUUCCGUGUCCCCUCAGCAUUUAGCUUUCUGGCCUGUCAUGCUGGGGGGCUGUGGAGGGCAGACUGGCCUUUUCCUGAGACUCGCUGCGGCUCACCUCUUGAGGCUGCUGGGCCUUGGUUCUGCCGCUUCCCUGCUGUCUUCACAAGGUCACAGGUCACGAUGCCUGGCAUUCUUCCUGACUGAAGCCAGUACUGUGGCAUCACCACAGGUCUGUGUGACGUGGGACAGCCAUCCCUUGGGAUAUCUUCGUCACUGCUCCUGCGGUCCCUGUGCUGGGGGGUGGUCCCUGGUGGGCUGUGUGGAGCGGGAGUUUCUAUAACAGCCCUUUUCCUAUCUGUGCCCCUGGUGACUGAAGAAACCCUCUCCACAGUGCCCUGACUGACAUGGGAACCACCCCCCACCAAUAAAGGCUGACCCACCUC